This is a messenger RNA of Anopheles arabiensis, 4208 nucleotides long. RefSeq lists its product as uncharacterized. The transcript has a single exon. Lineage: Eukaryota; Metazoa; Arthropoda; Insecta; Diptera; Culicidae. The record is from RefSeq and is a predicted model, not a curated record. The coding region runs from base 242 to 1090 and encodes 282 amino acids.
UUACCUCUACUACUACCACUACUACCAAACUGCUACUCGUUUCAAAGCUAAAGAAAAAAAACAGCCAAAUAAAAAAUGAAGCAAAAAAAAUCAACAACAACAAAACUGGAUCCACGCGUGUGACAAUCUCAUUGUUUUUGUUAUCCCUCUUCUCUUCUCUCUCUCUGGUCUUUCUCUCUCUCUCUCUCUCUCUUCUCUGUGUGUAUGUAUUAUCUUCCCAACAGGCUCCAAGGCCUGGCAUAUGCGGCUGACCUUUGAACGGCUCUCAGGCGGUUGCAAUCUGCAUCGGUGCAAGCUUUGCGGCAAAGUGGUCACCCACAUACGCAACCAUUACCAUGUGCACUUUCCGGGCCGCUUCGAAUGUCCACUCUGCCGGGCGACCUACACCAGAAGCGAUAACCUGCGCACGCAUUGCAAAUUCAAGCAUCCGAUGUUCAACCCCGACACCAGAAAGUUCGAAAACAUGCUUUCCCCCACGAUGGCGUCGCAAGCGGCUGCGGCGGCAGCAGCCAUUUCGGCAGCGGCUGCCGCCGCAAACAGCAGCUUCAAGCCCGAUUUUUCUACCGCGGCCGCGGUCGCGAACAGCUUCAAGUCGGAGCAGUUCAGCAGCGCGGCGGCAGCGGUUGCCAAUUACGCGCUCGGGACGUUCAAGUCCGACUUCCCUCCCAUUCCGAACUCGUCCGCGGCGGCGGCUGCGGCGGCUGUAGCGGCGGCGGUUGCGGCCUCCGUCUCUCCGGGCAGCGGCAGCGGCGGUGGUGGAGGAGGUGGUGUUGGUAGUGUCGGAAGCGGUGGCAUUGGUAGUAGUAGUCUGGGCGGUGGCGGCGGCGGGGGCGGUGGUGGCGGCAGCGGAAGGAGUAGUAGUGGCGGUGGCAUGCUCGGUAUGCAUUCAGUAGCCGCCGCAGCCGCUGUUGCUGCCGGUGGAGGUGUCGCAGGCAUGAUGUCGACCGGUGCGGGAGUCAAUCGAGGAGGAGAUGGUGGCUGUGGCAGUAUCGGGGGAGAGGUUGGCAGUGUUGGAGGUGGUGGUGGUGGUGGUGGUGGUGGUGGAAGUAGUGUACGGGAUGGUAAUAACGGUGGCGAACUAUCCGACUGAUAUCAAAGCACACUAGCCGGUACUGAACAAUGGGAUGCAAAAGACUACUAUCGAGAUCACGCAGACGAUGACCACGACGAUGACGAUGUCCAACAUCAACCCGUUCGACAAACAGCACCACCACUACCAUCCGACAGGACGACGUCCCAUCACCUUCACAAGCAGCAACAACAGCCUACCGCAACGCCUCCCAUUCUGCCUCCCUUACCUUGCCCACUCCCUGGUAGUCGGGAACGGUGCCUCUAUCCGUAUCCGUCGGUUCAGUCUCCGCUGUCGUCACCGCCCUUAUGGCGCCCAGCUCAGCAGCUCGCGAAAGGUACAACGGCCACUACCGGUACAGAAAGAUCAUCACCGUCCUCCAGAAUGGAUUACGGGCCGGCGGGAGCGGUAUGCUACCCGACUAGCCGCAGUGGCGACAUCAGCUGUGCGGUAGCAACAACCGCAUGGUGGCAGCACCACAGCAUGAACUACGCUGAUAACAGCAAUAGUCGCUAUCGCAGCAGCAGUGUCGGUGGCAGCUCCAACACUACCGGCAGCGGUACGAACAUCGGCAUGGCCGCCUCAAAGCGCAACUGUAGCCUGUUUAGCCGCCACAACGCCAGCAGUUGUCUGCUGGAUCGUCGCACUGCUCAGCCGCCGAUGAUGCCGAUGACGACCCUAUACGGGUGCCGGUCGCUCUGCUCACCAUGCGGCAGUAGUUGCAGAUGUAGCAGUAGUAGUCGCUCUACCCUCUCCACUGCUCCGCAUCGGAGCUGCAUUUGGCGGGGUUACAAAUCACUGCCGACAACAACGCGUUCGGACUGGCCGCCAGGACCCCCUUCAGCGUCUACCACCGGACGCGCAGCAAGCGAAAGCACUGAAUGCCGACAAUACCGGCCGCAGCCGCCUCAUCUUUCACAUUAUCAACAACAGCAGCAGCAGCAGCAGCAGCAGCAACGUCAGCAAAAGUACCAGGAACAGCAGCAGCCACGCAGACGGCGACGACGGCAGAUGAAACGAUCCCAAGCGGGCAUGUGCGAGAAGCGCAUUCACGCCUAUCCGACCCAUGGUGCAGCUGCCAACCUCAAUCAGGGCGAGUUGUUGAAACCCAGUAAUCAAGGAUUCACGAAAGACAGUAACAGUCGUGUAGGUGUCGGCGUUGGCGUCGUCGGUGAUAGUGGUGGAGUUUCUAGUAGUAAUAAUAGUACCCAUCGUACAGGAGGGGGCACUGUCGUCUGUCAGCCGCAGCACUAGGUUAAGUCGCGCGUCAUCUUUGCUCUUGCUUUCGCUCCACUCGUACCUUUUGGUGUGGUUGUGUUCGACGGCUCUACACUAAGCCUUGCAUUCCCCCAACCCCUCUUCUCUCGCUCCCCCCCCCCCUCCAGCGACAAAGCUACACGAAAGCGCACCCUGAUUAGUAGCUGUCACACUAUCUGUGGAUUUGUUGUAGUGGUAUCUCUGCUUCGUCGCUCACACCUGUUGUAUGCUUUGUGAGUGGUUCGUUUGAAUGGGACUCGAUUUGCCGAUAGAGAGGUGUGAACGGUUUGAUACGGCGUAUUAGGAUAUCGACUGUCGGGAUUCGUAUGAGGACACCCUUUCCGCUCUCGCUCCCUCUUCCCCCCCUUGUUGUACAUUUACCAUUACUUAUAGUCGUUGAAGUUGAUUGUGUAUAGUUUUAUAAGAACGCAGCGUCCUAAGUACAGCUCGUAAGGGAUCGUUUUUCUCCUUCUCUCUCUCUCUCUCUCUAUAUAUAUCUCUCUAUCUAUCUUUUUAUUUCGUUAUGCUUGUACCUUUCCUUGUGUGUGACCGUACCUUGUUACCACCAACCUGCGCAAUCUCUACGUGCAUUUAACGCCAUACACACUCAUACACAUCUUCCUUAUACCAUAAUACUCUUCUCGCAAAGAGCGCAUCACGGCUCCCCCACUAGCGCUAUGUUUCAGUUACGAUUGUGUUGCAGUGUUUUCUUUUUCCCCCAGAAUUUUUUGUUAGUUUGUAUGGGUACUCAGCAUAAGCUUUUUUUUUUUAUUAUUCCAUUGUUGUUCUACAAGUUCGCGGAGUUGCGGCACAUAGCCCGGCUGGAAUAGUGACACUUCUCUAUUGCUACACAUAUAUUUUUCCUCUACACUUAGUCUUUACCAACAAAAAAGCCUCAACGUUCGGUAUAAUUGUUCAUGUGCAUGCGUUGAAAUAAUAAUAGCGGUUUUUUUGUUGUAUUUUCGUUGUUUCCGUUGUACUAGAAAUGUAAUCGAAUUAGUAAAGGGCAAGGAUAAUGAAUUGAAUACGACCCCAGCUGCGAACUUUAAGCUCAACAGAGGGCACAAACUGCCGAUGUGCUUGAUCGGCGUAUUAUGUUGAUGAUGGGCUUUCCAUAUUUAUAAUCCUAAUCCACAUAACACAUCCAGCAUCGAAUGAAAAGGGUAAGGAGAUAAAAGGGAGGGGCAGGGAGAGGGGCUUGGGUGCUGUAUUUGGGGAAGAGCGUGACAGAAAACUCAACUGUGUUUGAUUGGUAGCGUUUGUUGAGGUCGAAGUCGAUAAUUUCGGGAAAGCAUGUUGUUUGUUCGUCCAAAAACGGAACAACAGCGUAGGCCUGGGGGAAAGCACACCUGACAGUGUUACGGUAUCUUUAUCUAGUCACAUAUAGUGAACGUUUCCCGAGCCGUGUCUACGAGUUUGUUGACACGCAGUCGUUAGAAUAUUCUACCCAAAACAACCGCCACCGACUCUCCUAAACAUACACACGUGUACGCGCUGAGAGACAUUAUGUGUGUGUGUACACAGUUCUACUGAAUCUUGAUUAGUGCUCGCGCACACACUCACUGGCUGCCACUCCCUUGUAUCAUAUUGUUUGUAUUUAAUGUCAGCUGCCAACAACGCACUUGGCCGCGCUAACCGACCCAGUGUGCAAUUAAGCACUCACCUGGCCGAGAACUCACAGCAGAGCAACAGCAGUGCUUGUUGACGUUUUUGGCUAGUAGGAAGAGUGAGUGAGAUAUUAUGUGUGCAAUUUUGAAUUAGUAGUGACCGGGAGCGUGAAUGUCACAGUAAACCCGACAGCUGUGAACUGUGCUUCUUUUUUGUUUCGUUAAGUCUUGUUUGUAUUUUUUUUUGUUUAUUAUAUUUUGUGUUUCAUUGUUUA